This is a messenger RNA of Parnassius apollo (apollo), 666 nucleotides long. NCBI's taxonomy places the organism in Eukaryota, Metazoa, Arthropoda, Insecta, Lepidoptera, Papilionidae. The record is from the annotation of a GenBank genome assembly.
AUGAAAUCUAUGAUCGUAGUAGCUUGCUUAGCGUUGGCGUGUGGAACUCAUGCUUCCGGUUGGGCUGGUCCCCCCGCCAACAUCGCCCUGUCCCAGGAUGGUCGCAAUAUCCUGGACACACCUGAGGUGGCACAGGCUCGCGCUGCCCACAUAGCCGCCUUACAAAAGGCCUCACAGAACAACCCCAACCCUCAAGACGACGGCUCCUACGAUCCCCGAUGGGACAACGAAGAGUACUGGCAAGGCGCUGAACAGCGCAGCUGGAACGGUGCCCCCGCCGCUUCUUCCUGGAACGGUGCCACCGCCGCGUCUUCCUGGAACGGUGCCGCCGCCGGAUCGUCCUGGAACGGUGCCCCCUCUCACCAGUGGAACGCCGCCCCUGUCGCUCCCGCGUGGAACGCUGCUGGUGCCGCACCCGCGCCAGUCGCCGAGACUCCUGAAGUUGCUCAAGCCCGUGCCGCUCACCUCGCUGCUCUUGCCGCCGCUAAGCCCGCCGGCCCCGCUCCCCAACAGUGGAACGCCCCCCGCUCCUCAACAGUGGAACGCCCCCGCUCACCAACAGUGGAACGCCCCCGCUUCCCAGUGGAACGGUGCUCCCUCAUGGCAAGGUCCCGCCGCUCAGAUCAGGCUUGCUCAGAACGGCAAUGGUAUCCUGGAGACCCCUGA